AUGUGUCAACAUUUCCACCUGAAUUCACCUACGCUUUGCCACGUAGCAUUAUGUUCUUCCACGUGUCAGUUUCUAUACCGCAAGUACAAUACAACCCCUAGCAACUUCCAGAGCAAGCUACGUCUCACAAAGAAAACCAGAGUACUAAAGAAGCAAUUAAAGACUCUUAAUCAAGAGAAGUUAGCAGAAGAGUGCGAGAGAAUAGAAGAAGAAAUGGAUAAAGGGUUUGGUUGCUACGACAGCGGGAAGGUGGUGGUUGAUGAUGACUAUGACGUGGGAUGCAAGACGCCUACACGUGACGAAUGCAGGAUACCAGCUUAUCCACUGUGUCCGCCGCCCGUGAGAAGGAAAAGAUCGAUAGUCCUUGGAAAGAACGUGGAGCCACCGAAGAACGGUUACUUUCAGCCCCCGGAUCUAGAGCUGUUCUUUACAGCGGCUGCAACCUCCAGACGGCAAGAAAGCUGCGCUUAGGCUGCUAACCCUCUUUAGUUUAUUAUCUAUAUAAGUAGUCCCGUUCCUGGAUGGAUUGAGUUUUUGUUUGUAAACGGGGUCGAGUUUGAAUACGGUUUAUGUAUAUAUUUGCGCACGUCAUGUGAAGCCUAGGCUUUUGUGAUGUAUAUUGAUAAGGAUUGGCGGAGCAGUGUUUGUAUGAUCUUGAUUUGUGUUAAGCUUGUGUGGUUUUAGUGUUUUUCCUUUCACUUUUUGUUUGUUUUAUGUCGGACUGGGCUCUGAUUAUCCUCUUUCUUUGUAUAUAGGCGGUCUUUGUGUUACUAUCUGUAGUAGUAUUGGACUUUAUAUAUAUGCCUUUUUCAUAUCGAUAAAUGGAAUGUUUGUGCAGUUA
Messenger RNA from Brassica napus (rape), 841 nucleotides. RefSeq lists its product as uncharacterized. The record is from RefSeq and is a predicted model, not a curated record. Bases 1 to 471 code for a protein of 156 amino acids. NCBI's taxonomy places the organism in Eukaryota, Viridiplantae, Streptophyta, Magnoliopsida, Brassicales, Brassicaceae. The transcript has a single exon. Gene Ontology annotation, biological process: regulation of DNA endoreduplication.